AUGACCUCUGAGAAAGACGUAGAGAUCUCCCGCCUCGAUUUAGAGGCCUCUGCCCCAGCAGAAGCGACCAUUACCGAUGUUCAGCACCUAGCUUCUUACAACUGGAUCGAAGCAACCCAACCAACGAUCGCAGUUCCAGGCAUUCCAGCACGAUGGUCUCCCCCAGAAAAGCCCCAAAAGUUGCAAAAGGACAGCGGUCUUGUGUUCAUCGCUCAGAAUGCGGCCCGUCAUCCUGCUAGCCCUCUCGAGCCGCUCUUCCGCUCCCUCUACAUUGAGCAACCAUCGUUCGAUAUCAACCCAAUCGACGUCGUGACCGACAGAAACAACAUCCGUAGACUGCUCUUGUUCAUCCAGCCUAGCUUGGCCAGACGUGAUCUCGAUUCCUUUACCAUCCAGGUGGAGAUGGCCGCUCAGACUGCGAUAUUCUGCCGCGAUGAGACCCCUAUCUACCAAUACAUCGCGGUCAACGAGUUUAAGGGGUUUGGCCGUGAAUUCGAGAAGGCAUACACCACCUAUCAGAUCGAAGAGAGUACUGGACAUUAUCGCAUUCUGCAAUAUCGACUGGGUGGUCUGAGAUUCCUCGUACGCCACGAGACAGAUGGAUAUCUCGAUGAGAAACCCGCCGAAUCGAAGGAUCUGGUUGCAGAGGAAAGCAUUCCAACCAAUCUAGAUUCCCUAUCCCCCUUGCUGGAAACUGCUUCCGUCGAUGAGGCCGUUAGUCAACCUCGAUUGACCAUCAAGAAGGAAGGCUGGGUAGUCCCAAGGGAAUUAACCCUGGAGGUCAAAACUCGGGCAUUCCACAAGCCUCUUGAACUAUCGGAGUUUGCAGCGCAGCUUUGGAUUUCUCAGACGCCCAACCUCGUCCGUGCUUAUCAUAAGGGUGGGCUGUUCUCGACGCCUGAAGUGGACGACAUUUCCACAGCGCUACAGGAUUGGGAACAGGCCCACCAAGAAGACAUCAGGAAGCUCGUUGCCCUUAUCACCCGCAUUCUUCAAGUUACAAGAGAAUGGGGUGGGACCUCAACCAUUCAGUACGAUGAUUCGAAGGAUAAGCUGGUGGCCAAGAAGGUUACGGGGAGGAGAAUGCUCCCAGAUGAUCUUUAUUCUCUAUGGACAGAUGUCGUACCGACCGAUGUUGAACAGAACAUUCCUGAGAAGCACCUAGCAGUCACUGAAGAAAAGGAAUGA
Penicillium paradoxum is the source of this 1188-nucleotide messenger RNA. Its product is annotated as geranylgeranyl pyrophosphate synthetase. The coding region runs from base 1 to 1188 and encodes 395 amino acids. NCBI's taxonomy places the organism in Eukaryota, Fungi, Ascomycota, Eurotiomycetes, Eurotiales, Aspergillaceae. The transcript has a single exon. The record is from RefSeq and is a predicted model, not a curated record.